AUGGCAGCUAGUUUGAUCCAGCAUCUGCGAACAACUGAGAAUUGUCCCGUUCUAUUCUUCUUCUUCCGAAACAUCGUGGCCGCAAAUUUCUCACCGCGCGCCCUGAUCCAAGAUUGGCUUGCUCAAUUGCUACCUCAUUCUCCCAAGCUGCAGUUUGCUCUUCAAUCGCGACUCAAGGACAGCUUGGAAGAGACAUCAGACAAUGAGCUCAUUCAACUCUUCCUUGAUGGCGUAUCCUGCGUCCCCAAGCUGUACUGUGUUGGUGAUGCGCUCGAUGAGAUGUCGACUGAUAGCACGCCAAUCUUGGAGAGGCUCAACGGUCUCGCUACUCAUCGGCCCAGAACAUUAAAGUUGCUCAUGACCAGCAGACCGUCUCGGAGCUUGCAGAGCACGCUACGAGAUUCAUCCAUCGUUCACAUCAGCCUGCAGCAGCGUCUUGUGGAUGUUGACAUCCAUUCAUAUCUCAAUCAUCGAUUUGACAUGGCGCCAACAUCUGAGCAUCAGCGCGAGGCGAAAGAAGAUCUCGUCAACAUGGUCGCGCAGAAAUCCGAAGGCUUAUUUCUCUACGCCAAGCUGACCAUGGACCAAGUUGAAGAUUCCCUUCAAUCCGAUACAGCUCUCAACAUCAAAGAUCUCGAGGCAUCACUUCCCGUUGGUCUGGAGCAGACGUACACGAGCAUGCUAGCAAAGCAACGGGGAGAGCCUGGAAUUACUAUAGAUGUCCAAGUCUUGAUCCUUGAAGCAGUUACCCAUGCAUCGCGUCCCCUCCGAUUGAAUGAACUGGGGAGCCUCUUGAAGUGCGUCCGCCCUGACAUUACCCAGCCCAGCGCCUUCAAAAGUUUGAUCGCAACUAGCUGUGGACCACUGAUCGAAAUCCUCGAGGACGAGACUUUGCAGGUAAUCCAUCAUUCAUUCACAGAAUUCCUACGUGGAGAUACUCGUAGCGUGUCCACUGUUGGUGCAUCCGACUUCCCAAUUCUCGACUCACUUCAGGCACACAAGCAUAUUGCCACGAAUUGCCUUUUUUAUCUGCAGUCCGGAUCACUCCUACUGGAGAGCGAACAAUCCGACACCUCAGCUUACAGGUCAGCUCGCCUACGACAUCCAUUCCUCAGCUAUGCAGUUGAGAAUUGGCCGUACCAUGCUUCAAACUACGACGCGGAUGACGACGACUUCUUUAUGACCAUCUUGGACUUUGUCAACUCCAAGAGCCUUUCGUUUCUCCGAUGGCUUGUCCUGCAAUGGGGAUCAACAUCAAGUAACAAAGGCUCACUGAAAGGGAUCCCGACUGCUCUUCAUCUUGCAGCCUUUGCAGGACUAACUCAGUUCUCUUCCAAGCUACUCAGGCAAGGCGCGACGGUUUCGGCAGUUGAUGCUCAAGAGCGGGUUCCGCUACACUGGGCAGCAGCAAAUGGUCACGAUAAAGUCGCAUCGCUCCUCAUUCAGUACGGGGCCGAUGCCGAUGCCGAAGACGGAAGAGGGCUGAAGCCCAUCCAUCUCGCAACCUUGAAGAACCACGCCAAGGUAGUAACAGUCUUACUGGAAGCAGGUGUUAAGCCAAACACAAUAAAAACAAAGGAGAACCGCACAGGACGUCUCCUCGGUGGCGAAAGAAUCACCAGAGGAGGACACACAGAGACAAUUACUGUCAUGAUACCCUUCUGCGAGCCACGCAUGCUAGAGCAACUUCUGUGCCAAUGCUGCCAGUUCGGUCGUGCAGAUGCAGUUCUAGCAAUCCUAAAGAACUCACCUGUCUCGCCCAAUGCAACCUUUGAAGGGGCAACAGCGUUGUAUUUUGCUUGUGCUAUACCCAAUGCUAAGUGUGUCGAAGCGCUCAUUCACGCAGGUGCAGAUAGGAAUGGGGCACCUCCGCGGAAACGGGAACAUGCAACACCGUUACAUCACCUUGCAGAGGUUUGGGAAGAUGAGAAUGAUUCCGAGAGCCAAGAGGUCCUAAGGAUGUUGCUGAAAGCUGAUGCUGACCUUGAAAGGUUUGAUGGCCAAGGAAUGACUCCUUUGAUCAUUUCAGCAAAAGACCCACGGUAUGCCUUGGUAAGAGCGGGCGCCAACGUCAAGGUCCUUGGCCCGCCUCCGAAUCAAGACACGAUGCUGCACCGACUUCUUGUGGAAUAUGGUCCUGUUCGAGAGGUCCACCGACACGUCCGUGAGGCAUCACUGUUGGUUCAAUCUUUCGGAGAUAAGCGAUGCAGACAGGUUUACUCACUAUCUUGA
This is a messenger RNA of Fusarium redolens, 2232 nucleotides long. RefSeq lists its product as uncharacterized. The record is from RefSeq and is a predicted model, not a curated record. Gene Ontology annotation, molecular function: protein binding. The coding region runs from base 1 to 2232 and encodes 743 amino acids. Lineage: Eukaryota; Fungi; Ascomycota; Sordariomycetes; Hypocreales; Nectriaceae. The transcript is spliced from 7 exons.